CUGGAGUGGCCCCUGGUGGGCCCCUGAGGUGACCCCUGAGGUGGCCCCUGAGGUGGCCCCUGAGGUGACCCCUGGGGCUCCAGCACUAGCUGUCCGCCUCAUCAUCAUCACCACCACAAAGAAAGCUAUACCGAUGUUUUCCUUGGUGGAGAACACCAGGAGGUUUUUUCACUGCUGCGGACUGAUUCGAGCUGUCACAACAACUGUCCCGUCAGAAAAUAGAUGAAUUUGAUUUAAGUUAAUGUCAAGGCUUUUAUAUCCACUGCCUGAUACAGCAUAAAUGUCAUCGUGGCAGAAUGAAACAGCAAUAAGCAAAUACCAAGGGAGUUGUCUUCCAAUGUAUGUUUCAAUCUGAUAAUUAUCAUUAAGUAAUAAAACAGUCCAGAGAUUUGAAAAAGUAAAAUAGUCCUUCCGUGUAAAAUUACAAUAGAGAUUCUUAUCAGCAUAAGGAAAAGCGUUAAGAAUCAAACUUAACUGAAAUCUUUUAAAUGAUAACUUAAAUAGAUGACAUCAUCAACAAAACCUAAAUUGCUUGUCCAAAAAAACGUAGAGAUAGUCUGUGUUUGUGCCGCGGCAACAACAUUCCUGCAUCUUCAUGAAUGAUUAGCUAUGUUUUCCUCAGCGUCGCUGGAUGACUAACCGAGUCAAAUGUAUCUGAGACCCAGAGCAACAAAAGGCACAACUGUGCUUCAAGCGUGGUAUGGGACACUUCAGUAAGAGGGCGAGGCCGACACGAAGGUACGCGAGUCAAAAAUUGAAGAGCUUCUAUUGUGACUGAUGGUCCUGAGCAUUGGAGCAAAGCUGCAUCACUUUUUAAAAGGAUGUCUGGUUGGGGCUGGAGGACUUGUAACUUCUGUGGCCACUGGGAAAAUGGUCAGUGCUGAUGUCAAUGAACACAUUCCAAUUGUUAAACAAUUGUGCAUUUGUGCAUAACUUGCUUGGCAUAUACAUUUUUUUUUAACCUUACUCCUCUUGAAAGGCCAUUCCAAGUGAUGGGACUGUGAGACGUUAAAUCAUUUUGUUUGUUGACUCAACCUGCUCAUUUACUCGAACUCCUAAAUAUCCAUCUAUCACUGAUUCACAAACUCCUCAAUGUGUGAUCAUCUGAGCUGUAAAAAAAAUAAAAGACAAAGAUAGAAAAGAGAACAGUGAUUGGCUGCAUUGAUCCAAUUUUGGAUAGGGCUCCACCCAUACAGGAAAGUUAAUCACUGACUAGUUGUGUGCAGACACAAGUGUCCUCUGGCCCUGAGGAAGCAGCAGCUCUGAGACGAUGGAGAGCGGUGCGCAGAGGCUCAACCUGAAGAGGGAGGUGGGGUUGAUAGGAGCCGUGUCGUUCAUCGCCGGGACCAUGAUCGGCUCCGGCAUCUUCAUAUCCCCCCAGUAUGUGUUGUCCACCAUCGGCAGCCCCGGGGCCAGCCUGCUCGUGUGGGCCUGCUCUGGGCUGAUAGCCAUGCUGGGGGGCCUCUGCUACGCCGAACUGGGCACAGUGAUAUCCGAGUCCGGGGGGGAGUACAUCUACAUGCUGCGGACAGCCGGGAGGGUGGUGGCGUUCAUGUUCGUCUUCAGCUUCGUCGCCGUCAUGAGGCCCGCCAGCGCCACGGGGAUCGCCCUGAGCUGCGCCGAGUACGUCGUGGCCCCGUUUUUCGACGGCGGCACGCCGCCCCAGGUGCUGGUGAAGUGCAUCGCCGCCGUGUUGAUCUUGGUGCUGGCCAACGUCAACUGCCUGAGCGUCCGCCUGGCCACCGGCAUCCAAGUGGUGUCCAUGGUCAUCAAGGUGCUGGCGCUGCUGGUGAUCGUGCUCGGUGGCGUUGCGAUGGUCUUCCAGGGCAACACGGACAACUUCGAUGUAUCCUUCGAGGGGACAAAUGUCGGCGUCAGCUCCAUCGGCAUCGCUUUCUAUCAGGGCUUGUGGUCCUACGAUGGCUGGAACACUUUGAAUUAUCUAACGGAAGAGCUGAAAGAUCCAGAAGUCAAUCUUCCUCGGGCAGUUGUGAUAGCCAUUUCGCUGGUGACUGGCUUGUAUCUGCUGGUGAACGUGAGCUACCUGACAGUGAUGACGCCUAAAGAGCUCAUGUCCUCCAGCGCUGUGGCAGUUACCUGGGGGAACAAGGUGUUGGGAAGCUGGGGGUGGAUCAUGUCCGUGGCUGCAGCGUUGUCUGCCUUUGGCUCACUGAACGGGACCUUCUUCAGCGGCGGCCGCGUGUGCUUUGUUGCUGCCAGGGAGGGACAGAUGCCAGAUAUCCUGUCCAUGGCUCACGUGCACAGACUGACUCCAUCCCCGGCACUGAUCUUCACCACUGUCAUCUCUCUGGUGGUGCUGAUCCCCGGAGACUUCCAGAGUAUCGUCAACUUCUUCAGUUUCACUGCCUGGUUCUUCUAUGCCAUCACCCUGUCGGGACUCCUCUAUCUCAAGAUCAAGAAGCCAGAACUCCCCAGGCCGUACAGAGUUCCCAUUAUACUCCCCAUCCUGGUCCUCAUUGCAGCGAUAUUCCUUGUGCUGGCCCCCAUCAUAGACAGUCCUCAGAUUGAAUACCUCUAUGUGACUUUGUUCAUCUUCAGUGGAAUCCUCAUCUACAUACCCUUCAUCCAUUACAAGCUCUGCCCGGGCCUGCUGACCAAGUUAACAGUGUUCCUGCAGCUGUUCUUGGAGGUCGCUCCAGUAGAGAAAAACCUGUGAUUUCGCACUUUGUAUUUAUUUUUGCUGACGUUUGACUGUUAGUCAAAUCAGAGAGCACAUGAAUAAAUGUUUCCAAAGCUUUACCUGAGCAACAGUAGAUCCUGAGUGGCAGAGUAUCAGUGGAUCAUUUCCGUUACAGGUCAUUUGUGUUAAUUUCUAUUUUAGUUUAUCUUAGGUGUUCCUUCGCAUAAAUGUUCCACAUGAAAGAUCCAUUAACGUUUAUUUUGAACAAAUUUUAUAACAAGGAAUAUCGCAGAUUGAAACGCUGCGAGUUUCUACUGUUUUUUUCUAACAGCACAAGCUAUAUGCUGUACUUUUGGGCUGCAGCUGUUUGGUGAUCCUUUGAUUUUUUAUAGUCACGUAAAUGUACUUAGCUUGUCAAUAUUUAAGGAUAUUAUAUUAUAUAAUAACAGUCACUGCUGUAGCUAAUGUGCUAUUUAUACUGGCUAAACAUCAAAAUAUUGACAUUGUUAUUGUGAACAUGUUUGUAUGCUGAGGUUAGCAUUUAGCUCACAAAACUGCAGUGUUACACAGCCUCCUAAGAGCCACUAGCAUGGCUGCAGAUUCUCAAGACUUGUUUUCCAGUUCUGUUUUCAGUCCUCACUUUCUUGCCAUGUUCAGUAUUAUGCUGGACUCAAUUUUUGCAGUAUAUUUUGUUAAUAUCUUAAUCCACUGUAAAUACACACUAGGCUAUAAAUGAGAUGAAGAUUGGCCUUCCUGAAACAAAUGUUCUUUUUGAGUCUUAAAUGCAAAAUAUUCACUCAUACAGAUUGUGAAUAAAACAAAAAAGUUUAUUAAUUUAUUAUCCACAAUAAAGAUAAAACAAGACAUGGCCAACUCUUAGUGCAACUUUCACAGAACCGAAGAUUGUUCAUCACGAAACAGUAAGGAGCAGGGAAGGGACAUUGUGUAUAAUUCUGUAUUAAUAUGCAGACCAAAAAAAGUCUUAAACUGAAA
Messenger RNA from Scophthalmus maximus (turbot), 3634 nucleotides. Its product is annotated as b(0,+)-type amino acid transporter 1. Gene Ontology annotation, molecular function: L-amino acid transmembrane transporter activity. The transcript is spliced from 6 exons. Gene Ontology annotation, cellular component: membrane. Gene Ontology annotation, biological process: amino acid transmembrane transport. The coding region runs from base 1271 to 2677 and encodes 468 amino acids. The record is from RefSeq and is a predicted model, not a curated record. NCBI's taxonomy places the organism in Eukaryota, Metazoa, Chordata, Actinopteri, Pleuronectiformes, Scophthalmidae.